Molecule: messenger RNA, 5182 nt
Organism: Hemibagrus wyckioides
Lineage: Eukaryota; Metazoa; Chordata; Actinopteri; Siluriformes; Bagridae
Gene: nek1
Product: NIMA-related kinase 1
Exons: 36
Coding region: 79-4365 (1428 amino acids)
Biological process (GO): protein phosphorylation
Molecular function (GO): ATP binding; protein kinase activity
Source: RefSeq, a predicted model, not a curated record
GGACGGUGUAAGAGUCAGAGGGUUUGGAUGCAGCGGGAGUUUGUCCACGCUAAAGGAGCAUGACGGAUCGAGCCAGCCAUGGAUAAAUAUGAGAAGGUGAAGAAGAUCGGGGAGGGCUCGUUCGGGAAGGCCAUCCUGGUAAAGUCCAGGGAGGAUGGUCACCAGUAUGUCAUCAAGGAGAUCGGCAUCUCCAGGAUGUCUAAUAAAGAGAGACAGGAGUCACGCAAAGAAGUGGCCGUGUUGGCUAACAUGAGUCACCCCAACAUUGUGCAGUACAAGGAGUCAUUUGAAGAGAACGGCUGCUUGUAUAUAGUGAUGGACUACUGUGAAGGAGGCGACCUGUUUAAGAAGAUCAAUAACCAGAAAGGACUUUUCCCUGAGGAACAGAUUCUUGACUGGUUUGUACAGAUCUGCCUGGCACUCAAACACGUACACGAUCGUAAGAUCCUUCACAGGGACAUCAAGUCACAGAAUAUUUUCCUGACUAAAGAUGGUACAAUACAGCUAGGGGACUUUGGGAUCGCCAGAGUUUUAAACAGUACCGUGGAGCUGGCCAGGACCUGCAUCGGCACGCCUUACUAUCUUUCCCCUGAGAUCUGUGAAAAUAAACCGUACAACAAUAAAAGUGAUAUUUGGGCCUUGGGAUGUGUCCUGUAUGAAAUGUGCACACUUAAGCAUGCUUUCGAAGCCGGGAACAUGAAGAAUUUGGUGCUGAACAUCAUCCGAGGUUCAUAUCCCCCAGUGUCGGUGCAUUACUCUCAGGACCUGCGGGCUCUCUUAGGCCAGCUUUUCAAACGCAACCCGAGGGAGAGACCCUCUGUCAGUGCGAUACUGGACAAGCCAUUUCUCGCCCGCAGAAUCCAGAAGUUUCUCUCUCCACAGCUCAUUGCUCAGGAAUUCAGCCAAUCUCUUCUCGUCAAACAUCCCAAAAUAAGUGUCGCCCAGGGAGUACCAGCCAAACACCCAGUCCCUGGUCCAGCAUCUAUUACCCCUGCCCAGAAAUUCAGCAAGCCAGCUGCUAAAUACGGAGUGCCUUUAACAGCCAGGAGACCUGCCGACGCUGUCCGGAAACCGGCCGACGCUGUCAGGAAAGCUGUCGAGAGGAAACCCGGGGUCAAACUCAAACAGGCUUCCCCUUCAGCAGCAGUUCAGAGGAGAAUGAGGCGAGUGGAGGAGGAGAGGAGGAAGCAUGAGGACGGUGUGAGGAAGAAACGGAUGGAGCUGAUGGAGAGAGAGAGGAAACAGCGAGAGCAGAUGUUUCUCUUGAAGGCUGCUCAGGUGAAAAGAUUCGAGAGGGAAAAGCUUAAUAGGAUCAACCGUGCACGAGAGCAAGGCUGGAGGAACGUUUUAAGCUCCAGUGGAGGCAGUAGCCCAGAGAGGAAGUUUUUUGGUGGUGGAGGUGGUGGAGUCCCUCCUACUCCGGUACCAAUCCCCUCUCCUCUUCCUGGACCUGUCCAUGUUCCGCCUUCACUGCCAGGCUCAGUCCCAGGACCCAAAGCUGUAGAGGCUGGCAUCCCUGCAAAGGCUGCAAAAGACCCAGGCAUGCCUAACGGACACACAGGCCUAUCGGAUCAUCACUCUGUCAAGAGCCAGGCACGGAGGACAAGUCUCCAAAAUGAGAGCGUGACAAAAAAUGACUAUGCAAACAGGCUGCGAGCUCAGGUAGCAGCAGAGAGAGCCAAACAGGUGCAGGAAUUCCUGCAACGCAAGCAAGAAGCCCUGCUCAAUAAAGUCCGUGCCGAAGGCCAGCUGGGGGCCCGGCAAAACCUGGCCACCAUCUUUGCGAGUCGGACAAACUCAUCCCGAAGCAGGAGACCCAGGGUCAACAAAGAGGAGGAGGAGUACUUGGCACGGCUGAGACAGAUCAGGCUGCAGAACUUUAACGAACGCCAGCAGAUUAAAGCUCGUCUCAGAGGAGAGAAGCCUGACAGUGAGUGUUCAGACAGUCAGGAGUCCUGUGAGGAGUUAGAGCUCAGGAGGAAAAAGAUCGAAGCUCUGAAGGCUCAGUCAAAGGCCCGUGCAGCUAUCCUGAAAGAGCAGCUAGAGAAGAAACGGAGAGAGGCUUACGAGAAAGAAAAGAAAGCAUGGGAAGAGCAUCUCGUCGCUCGAGGAGUAAAGGUUGACCUCGGACCACCGAAAGCAGCUGCGCCUCCUCAGCCUGACCACGCCCCUCAGGAUGCCAUCACUAAAGCCAUGCCCACUUCUAGACCCACCACCCCAGCCAUUUCUAUGACUGCAGCGCUGAAGGAUGUGGGCGUGACUGCAUCUGAGCAGAAAUCCCCUAUAAAGGAAGAUCCAGCAAAACCCGAAGCAUCAGAUGUUCAGAAUGAGAGAAAGGAGAUUCUGCGCAGACUGAAUCAUAAUUUAAUGGCUCACCCAUCUAAGGAAGUGGACGAGCAAGAGACAACACCGGUUCUCACUGAACCAGGUCCCACCCCACAGCCCUGCCAGCCAGUCACAGACGAGAGACCACAAACUGGAGGUGAUAGACGCAGAUGGGAGACUGGAGCUCCUCCUGUACUCUCAGUAGCACCGUACACUCUGGAGGACACGUGUAGCACUAUGGCAGUGUCUCAGACGGCAUCGUUGGAGGCGAGUCCUGUCUGUGGUGACAGGAAGAAGUGGCAGCCCGGUGAUGUCCCGCUUGCUGUGGCUCAUCAGACUCUGGAGGACACCAGUAUCACUACAGCAGAACAAACAACAGGUGAGGUCAUUCCUAUGGAGGCCUGGCAAGGGGAGGGGAGGAAAGUAUGGGGACAGACCCCAGUUUCACAAGUUUUGAAAAUCCUCGAGGAGGCUGAACUCCAGCCACUCACCCAGUGCCUGGACAACAGCAGCAUUUGUGACCACAAGCACACUGAAAGCCUUAACCCUACACUGGGGCCUUCAGAUGAUCCUGAUGGAGUUACAUUGGGGCCUUACCCUCAGCCAAGCCAAGCUGUCAUUGACCAAAACCAGGAAGAGCAAGUCAUGGUCAGCCAGGUUCAGGAUCAACCUGCUAUUUCCCCGGAUCAGAAAAAAGUUGUCAUUGAGCAGGUCCAAGGUCAGCAUGGCCCAGAUCAGGAGAAACAAGCUAUAACUGACCAAGACCUACAUCAGCACACUUCCAGUGACCAGGACCAAGAUCAGCACAUUGCUGCCAUUUAUCAGGACCAUGAGAAAGUGUGUCCAAAGGCUCCAUCAGACACAGAAGUAAUCAGCAGUCAAGAGCUUAAACCAGACUCCUCACAUGAGAGUAUCCCUGAUGAUAAAGGUACCGACGAAACAGAUGAAGUAGAGUGUUUAGUUCUGGAGGCGGACCUUCCACAAACUUCCAAACAUCCUGCAGAAGUGGUAAAUGCUUGGGGACAGAAGACUCACCAACCUGGGCCAGAAGAGGGCAGUGCAGCACUGCUGGAGAAGCAAAACGAAGAUCAGACGCUAGGUGCAGAGGAUGAACAGCAAGUUGGAGUUACAGUGCCUGGCGAUGCUGCCUUUGUGAAGUUGAGCUGUAGUCCAGCGCACAGACGUGCAGUGGCACUGUCCACCAUGUCUGUCCAGUCCUCAGUGGAAGACACGUCAUCUUCGCUCGCCUCCCGCUCACGCUCUGUGUCGCCUCUACGCCGCCACGAAGAUGCACUUUUGAUCGGUCUCUCCACCGGCCUUUUUGAUGCCAACAACCCUAAGAUGCUGAGGACAUGCUCUCUACCAGAUCUCAGCAAAAUCUUUAGCGGCUCUACAGAACCUGAUGGUGCCUCCGCCCAUGACAACAAUCUGGAGAUAGAAGACCUGGAGGACAAAGAGGAUGAGCAGUCUGACACAGAUAUUUCUUUCCAUCUCAGUGCAUACGAGGAUGAAGAUCUCCGAGAGCUCCGAGCCUCUAUGGAGAGGCUGCUUCAACAGCAACGGAGUGAUGACGAUGACGACGACGAAGACGACGAGGAGGGCAGUCCGAUGGAGGGUACCUUGAAGAGUGCAGCAGCCGUGGAGCAGGAUGAUGACAAUCCUGAGAACAGUCCUGAAGAAGAGGCCAGUAAUGGGCAUGACGCAGAGGAGGAUGAAGAGCAGAACAGCGAGAGCAAGCUUAACGAGGAGUGGCAGUCGGAUGACAGUGAGGAAGAGGGGAGGAGUGAUUUGGAGCAGCAAGACAGCAUAUUCAGCCGUCUGGAAGAGCUGCGUUUUCAUCUGGAGCAGGCCAUGGGCUUUGAGCACUUCAUCCAAGCCUACAACAAGAUCAAGGCAAUCAUUGAAGACGAAGACAAGAGCAUCGCUGUCGGCUCUAACAUGGUACAAAGCAUUCUGGGACCUGAGCACCAGCACCUGUAUCCCAAAAUCCUCCACUUAGUGAUGGCAGAUGGGGCAUAUGAAGAAGAUAAUGAUGAAUGAGGCGAUACUCAUCCUCAUGCUGCCGGCUGCUCAGGACAAUCUGCUGGCUGUAAAGUCUUCCCGUAAUGCUGUGCAUGAAGUGGACAGAGAGCGUGUGAAGGAAGGGAUUGAAUCGCUCAGGCAUGACUGGAGUUUUACUGCCAUGUCCAACAUCAACAGCACGAGUGUAAAUAGAAAUCUAAAUAUUAUUUAACCAAAGUGCGUGAGAGAGACGGAGAGCGAGAGACAGAGAGAGAGAGAUGCGUGUGUGUGUGUGUGUGUGUUUUUUUUGUUUCUUGUUUUUUUAAACAGUUAGCGGGUCACAAGAGACAGUUUCUCACUACACAGUAUUUACAAGCAGUCAACGACCAUGGGUGGCCUGGGUCAAAGGUCACAGAAUUCCUGAAUCAGGUACCCUCUCACAAUCACGUCUUACAUUGUGCACAAAUGCACACGCUACACAUCCUCUUUUUCUACUUUUUGUAGUAAGGAAAGCCUUUUACAGAACGCACGCAUAAAACUGUUCAUUCCAGUUGUUUCCAUGUUUCAUAGCAUUGCAGUUACAGUACAGAAAUCUGGUGACGUUGUUGACACGGCGAGCAGCCACGCAUAUCGACUAAUUGAUGUUAAGUGUUAACAUGUGCAUGCAUUAUACACACCUUAUUCUGGUACACUUCCUCUAUGAUGUAAACGAACGAUGUCACUAGGAAAAUUACUGUGUGGAAGACCAUAAAAAGCUGUAUAGUAAAUUAUCUGAAGUGAAAGAGAGAAAAAGAAUUUUAAGUAAUAUGGUUGUCUGUAUGUUUUGUCUUUGUAUUCGGGAAAUAAAUACUUAAUU